UUGUCCAAUAAAGUAUAUCGAGUAAAAGCUGGGGCGUCCCCCGGAAGCGACGCGCACUCGAGCCCGACAGGUGCGAAUAGUGGGCUAGGGCCACCGUUUUACAAAGAGCGGAGACGGGUAAGAAAGCUAGCACUUCAAAGGCAACUAUUCGAAAACUCAGAACCAAUCCGAUUAGCUACUAUCAAUCUCCGAACCCUCACUGGACGACAUCGAGAAUUGGCGGAUCUCCUGAGAAGACGGCGAGUAAUUAUAGCCUGCAUACAAAUAGCAAAAUGGAAGGGUUUGAAGUCACGCGAUAUCGGAGAUGGCUAUAAGCUUCUCUACAACGGCACAAGCAGCAGUCGCAGUGGAGUAGGUAUAGCUGUCCCAGAAAGCCUAAGGAGCAGGAUUGCCGCAGUUGACCGAUUAACUGUCCCAGAAAGCCUAAGGAGCAGGAUUGCCCCAGUUGACCGAUUAAGUGAUCGACUUAUGAGCAUAAAGAUUGACACUGGUAGAAAAAUCCUUCGAAUUGUCACCGCCUACGCUCCCCAUACCGGAUGCAAGGAGGAAGAAAAGAAUAUGUUCUGGCAGGCGCUUGACGAUUAUAUCACAUCUAUCACAUCCAUACCACAGGAUGAGAUACUCCUGCUCGGAGUAGACCUAAAAGAUCAUGUGAGGGAGAAAAGAAAUGGUGCGGGAAAGUGUCACGGGAACUACGGAUACAACACACAAUGA
Strongylus vulgaris is the source of this 714-nucleotide messenger RNA. The record is from the annotation of a GenBank genome assembly. Lineage: Eukaryota; Metazoa; Nematoda; Chromadorea; Rhabditida; Strongylidae.